AUGUUGCCCCUGUUUCUUGUAAUCUCAGUCUUCCUGACUCAGCUUUCAGUUGCCGCACACACUGAGAACUUUAAGAUUGUCAACAGUCUCGCCCAAAAAGCUCAUGUUAAACUGGACUUGACUGGGGAACAAUCUUAUGCCAUUUACGAAAAAUUUCCUCCAAAGCCUUAUAACCCGUUUGAAUAUCAUAUGCGGCUGAUAGUCGGACACGUCAAAUGCGAGGACGAGAAUAAUUGCGAUUUUGUUGCGGAUACAUUUCAUAUGCAAGCGCCAAGGCAAGGUGAAAGAUGGGAGGGAAAGCUGGGCUCUAAAACAGUCCAACAUUCUCGAAACAGACCUUGGAAGGCCAAUCAUUAUUAUGAUAAGAAAGAAGAUAUCGAUAAACCAUUAGCACAGCCCAACACAUAUAAAUGGGCCGGUCCGACUAGGAAACUUAGCUAUGAAGAUAUUUAUGAUAUUGGCGAGGAUUGGUGUCACAGCUGCUUACAUUGGAGAUACAAUAAAGUUUAUAGCAACUGCCAUCAUUUCGUCUACGAUGUGUACAAUGAAAUAAAGCAGAAAUAG
Messenger RNA from Pyricularia grisea, 564 nucleotides. RefSeq lists its product as uncharacterized. Bases 1 to 564 code for a protein of 187 amino acids. The record is from RefSeq and is a predicted model, not a curated record. Lineage: Eukaryota; Fungi; Ascomycota; Sordariomycetes; Magnaporthales; Pyriculariaceae. The transcript has 2 exons.